UAAACCCCCUCCGUUCCGUUACACUCCUCUCUCACUCUCAAAUCUCAAUGCAAAACCAGAAAUGAGAAAGCUAGCCCUAACAAGCUAAUCAUGAGAAGCAGAAGCCUGACUGUUCAGGAACAGAGUAGUAGUGGUGAUAGAAAUCUAAGGGCUUUCUUAGAGAGGCGGCGCUUGGCUCCGCUAACGCUAAACGACGACGUGGAGAUGUGUGCACCGAACCACCAUCCGUACCGCCAGUUGCCGCAGCAGCUCCACCUCAACCUCAACCUCUCCGUCCUCAAGCUCGAUGGCUCUCUCUUCGAUGUUUGUGUUGCCAAGAAUGCCACGGUAGCAGAGCUCAAGCAAGCCGUAGAGGAUGUUUUUGUUUCGUGUCAAAAGGAAAUUUCAUGGUCGCAUGUAUGGGGGCACUUUUGCUUAUCUUAUGCUGAUCAGCAGCUAAUUAAUGACAAAGCGUGUCUUCAAAAUUUUGGGAUCAAGGAUGGUGAUCAGCUGCAAUUCAUUCGGCAUAUGUCCAUCCAAAAUUCACCUUUGAGUGAAAGUGCCAAGAACAAGAACAUGAGCGUUGCUUGCAAACUGCACUCACUGUUCUCAUCAGGAUCAAAUUUUCACGAAGAGACUGGUUCAGAUGAUAUCGACGAUGACGAAAAUCAGGAGAGCUCCAAGUGCUAUAGUGAUGGCAACCAGGAGGAUGCUCCUAUUCCAGAGUUGAAGUUGGCUAAUGUCUUAAGGGGGUGGCUCCCAAAAUCCAGCUUGUGGGGCAUUUCAAGGAUGAGAUCAGAAGGCAGAUUUGGGCUGCACUGCUUAGGAGGUGGAAGUAGGUUUAAAGCUUACCAGAAAUGGAUGUAAAAUUGAGUAGGCUACUAUAUAUAGGUGAAAGCCUGUCCAAGCUUGCCCUUGGGCUGCCAUUUUGUUCCAGAAGGUGGUCUAUGAUCGUGCUUUAUAAGCUCAGCUAACACAAUUUUUUAUAUUUUUUUGAGUUGGAAGUAGGCGUAAUUUCCCCAACCAAAGAUAGAAGGAAAGAAAAGCGGGCGGGUGGAGGACUAGUUUCAGUGUAAAUAUCUUAUGGUUGGGUCCCUCUGUUAUUUUAGAUGUUUUCCAUGUAAAGCUUUUAAUUUUUAUCUACUGCCAAUUAGUAC
Molecule: messenger RNA, 1136 nt
Organism: Alnus glutinosa
Lineage: Eukaryota; Viridiplantae; Streptophyta; Magnoliopsida; Fagales; Betulaceae
Exons: 5
Coding region: 91-846 (251 amino acids)
Biological process (GO): mRNA splicing, via spliceosome
Cellular component (GO): U12-type spliceosomal complex
Source: RefSeq, a predicted model, not a curated record